Messenger RNA from Anisakis simplex (herring worm), 237 nucleotides. The record is from the annotation of a GenBank genome assembly. Lineage: Eukaryota; Metazoa; Nematoda; Chromadorea; Rhabditida; Anisakidae.
AUGUAUACGAAUGGGAAAGCAGUGCUCCGAACUGAAAAGGGUGGUAAUCAGAUACAUUGUCUGCAUGGAAUGCGGGUGAUGAGUAUGUUCUGGAUUAUAUUGGGACAUACCUAUUAUUAUAUUGUGGCGAGUUUAACUGUGGAUAAUUUGCUACCGACCCUGAUUGCGUUUCCACAGAAGUUUUUGAAUUUGAUUAUUGUGCAGGCGCCAUUGGCCGUAGACUCAUUCUUUUACCUG